UAUUCCAACAUUGACGCCGCGUAUUAUACUAGUGAAGCAUGUACUGUGAAGUACGGUGAACGUGUGUGUAUUCCUAGUUGGUUUAUAUUUCAAAGUUCAUUGUUUUUCACGAUGCGGUAGCGUAUCCGAAAUAGCACUUGGAAGAAUUUGAAUAGAUAAUUUCAAAGCCGUUGGAAUUACUUCGGCAGAAUGGAAGAUCAAUUUUUUAUGGGUGAUAGCAGUCCUUACGACAAUGAAUUUCAUACCAGAAUUAAACGUGCUGCUACAUCAGACAAUCUCUUUCUGUACUUCAUUCUGUCCGUCAUGGCUGUGGUCAUUUUAGCAGCAAUAUGUAUGUUUUGUUGCGAUAACGGUGGCGGCAGCAGCGGUGGCAGCGGAGGAAACGGAGGAAACGGAGGAAGAAAUGGAAAAAAGUCCAGAGUAGGAAGAGUUUAUUAUCAGUCUCGACCAAAAAUGCACAAGAACAAGAAUUCGACUUAUUACGACGAUGAUGAUUGCUACGUUCAAAAUCAGAGCACUUUGAGGGAUGUCGACGCGAAUGAUUAUAGAGACAAUGACGACGAUAGAAGAAGUUACGAUUCUGAUCAUGAUCGCGGACAUCAUCAUCAUCAUCACCACAACGAUAGCACAAAUCAUCACCAUCACCAUGACAGCGGCCACCACGAUAGCAGUCAUCACGACAGCAGUCACCAUUUCAGCAGCCAUCAUGACAGUAGCAGUCAUUUCAGCAGUCACCAUGACAGUAGUGGUGGUGGUGGAGGAUAUGAUGGUGGUGGUGGUGGAGGAGGAGGCGAUAGUGGUGGUGGUGGUGGAUGUGAUAGUGGUGGAGGAGGAGGCGAUAGUGGUGGUGGUGGUGGUGGAUGUGAUAGUGGUGGAGGAGGAGGUGAUAGUGGCGGUGGUGGAUGUGACUAAUUUUCUACUAAAAAAAUCGUACCUAUUUUUAGACAUGUGUUUAUCGUGAUAUAUCAAGUAAAAUUUUUGUGUGUUUCUUUAUUUUUUAUUUUUUGAUAUGUAAUUGUAAUUUGUGAUAUGUUAUUACGAGGCAUUUUUUUUCAUACCUAGUACCUACUUUUAAUUCCAGUCCAGAUGUACUUAUCUGCGUAUGUACUUACAUUUAAUUUUAUACUUUUUCUAUUGUGAUAAUACCUUCAUCUAAGAGCUUGUAUUAAACAACUAUUUACUGUUUACGAAACUAGGUACUUCAUUUGCAAUAUGUAUUAGGCACCCGUAAUACCUGUUCGUUUCAGUACCAUACGCGUUUUUAUACUCAUAAAAACCCUUUUUUGUGUUAGUUUUAGUGUUGCUUCAUUAUACUCAACAUCGAUUUGGUUAGCCCUAUUUCAUUUUGAUUGUUGUAUUUUUUUUCUCUUUUUCAUUAUACAUUUCGUACAUGUGCA
Planococcus citri (citrus mealybug) is the source of this 1397-nucleotide messenger RNA. Its product is annotated as protein no-on-transient A-like. The record is from RefSeq and is a predicted model, not a curated record. Bases 190 to 912 code for a protein of 240 amino acids. The transcript is spliced from 2 exons. NCBI's taxonomy places the organism in Eukaryota, Metazoa, Arthropoda, Insecta, Hemiptera, Pseudococcidae.